Molecule: messenger RNA, 1146 nt
Organism: Zonotrichia leucophrys gambelii
Lineage: Eukaryota; Metazoa; Chordata; Aves; Passeriformes; Passerellidae
Gene: WNT3A
Product: Wnt family member 3A
Exons: 4
Coding region: 1-1059 (352 amino acids)
Biological process (GO): cell fate commitment; canonical Wnt signaling pathway; neuron differentiation
Cellular component (GO): extracellular region
Molecular function (GO): cytokine activity; frizzled binding
Source: RefSeq, a predicted model, not a curated record
AUGGCCUCUUUUGGAUAUUUCCUGUUUCUUUGUGGGUUGAGUCAGGCUCUGUCAAGUUACCCAAUCUGGUGGUCCCUGGCCAUUGGUCACCAGUACUCGUCCCUGGGGACCCAGCCCAUCCUGUGUGGGAGCAUCCCGGGGCUGGUGCCCAAGCAGCUGCGCUUCUGCAGGAACUACGUGGAGAUCAUGCCCAGCGUGGCAGAGGGGGUGAAGAUUGGCAUCCAGGAGUGCCAGCACCAGUUCCGAGGGAGGAGGUGGAACUGCACCACUGUCAACGACAGCUUGGCCAUCUUUGGGCCCGUGCUGGAUAAAGCCACCAGGGAGUCGGCCUUCGUCCACGCCAUCGCCUCCGCCGGGGUGGCUUUCGCUGUCACCAGGUCCUGUGCCGAGGGCUCGGCCACCAUCUGCGGGUGUGACACGCGCCACAAGGGCUCUCCUGGCGAGGGCUGGAAGUGGGGAGGCUGCAGUGAGGACGUGGAGUUCGGCAGCAUGGUGUCCCGGGAGUUCGCGGACGCGCGGGAGAACCGGCCCGACGCGCGCUCGGCCAUGAACCGGCACAACAACGAGGCUGGAAGGACGUCCAUCAUUGAGCUGAUGCACCUCAAGUGCAAGUGCCACGGGCUCUCGGGCAGCUGUGAGGUGAAGACCUGCUGGUGGUCCCAGCCCGACUUCAGGGUCAUCGGCGACUACCUCAAGGACAAGUACGACAGCGCGUCCGAGAUGGUGGUGGAGAAACACCGGGAAUCCCGCGGCUGGGUGGAGACCCUGCGGCCCAAAUACAACUUCUUCAAGGCCCCCACUGAGAAGGACCUGGUCUACUACGAGAACUCGCCAAACUUUUGCGAGCCCAACCCCGAGACAGGCUCCUUCGGGACCCGCGACAGGAUCUGCAACGUCACCUCCCACGGCAUCGACGGCUGUGACCUCCUGUGCUGCGGCCGCGGGCACAACACGAGGACUGAGAAAAGGAAAGAGAAGUGUCACUGUAUCUUCCACUGGUGCUGCUACGUCCGCUGCCAGGAGUGCAUACGAGUCUACGACGUCCACACGUGCAAAUAAAUCAGGCGUAAAAACCCCCCUUGGCCGGGCUCCGAGUGGAGAAAUGGAUUUUUUGAGCCUACUUCCUCUGAGGUUGCAGACGUGAGA